AUUUUGGUUGGUGCGUUGCGGUCAUACCAAAAUUUAUUUGCUUUUACAUACCUAUGAACAUACUACAUGCAUACUAAUAUCGUCAGUUAUCUAUUGUUUUCUACCCUAUGAUCGAGAGCGAAUAUGCGCUUACACAUGUUCCUAUUGUUCCUCGCAAGAAAAGGAAGCAACCUGAAAAACCUCCUAAUCAACAUGCCAAGGCAGCAGAACAGUUACUUAAAAAGUUAGGAAAUCCGAAAAACGCCUGCCGUUCUAUGGUUGUGUUAGAUGAAAAUAGACCCGGAAUGCUCAGAAAUUACUCGUAUUCAGCCCUUAGUAGCAUUGCGUAGGACCAACUCAACUCGGAAAAACACUGGCACACUUUGGAGUUUUCGAGAAUACAGAUAUGGGUAUGGGUACACCAAUAGAUGGGCAACAUUUAUCCUUCAAAAUCUCCAUCCUGAUAUGGCAGAUCUGAGAAGUGAAAAUGAGGACAUUCAACUAAUCACUUGUGAAUUCGAUGAGAAUUUUCUACAAAUGUCUGGUUUAUUGACUUCCCUAACAUCCAAACUAGAAGCUAACUGGCAGUCUUCAACUCUACAAUAUUUACACUCUGCUAAUGAUCCAUUAGAACAGGGUGUUUCACAACAAUUGCCACCUUUAAUUCAACCUAAAAGUGUUGGACUGAACGGUCCCAAUGGUUCUGUACCUACAUCGUUUUCUUUCACAUGGACACGUUAUCAACCAAGAUUAGAAGUAUCUCCUCAAGAAAAUGGAUCAGAAUUAAAUGAUAACCAAUCGUCUCCUCGUAUUAAACUUGAUCCAAUCGUUGAACCAGAAGUUGUCAUUCUACUAACUACUGAUCAAAUAAAAAAUUUACUAGUAAAAUCAACUAGUAACAAUAAUAAGCAAAAUGUACACAAAAAUACAAGUUUGAUGGAUGCUUUUGGCACAACUUUAUUGAAUUUACAACGACCAGUCACGUGUAUAUUCUUGACAGGAUCUAAUUUAAAGUCGAAGAAUUCGUCAUCAUCAUCGUCGUCAUUGUCAGCAUUCAAUUCUUCUUCAUCUAUGUCAAUUAAUGAAUUAUGCAUUGAACUACAAUUAAACUGGGGUGUACACAGUACACGUAUCACUUCCAAUCUUCAUGAUGUGGCUAUGAUUUUGAGUGCAUUCACUCGAUCAUUGGCAGACAGACAAUUUAAACAUGGACGCCUAGAACGUGAUGAAGGCUUAGCUUUCCAUCCAGAUAAUGUGCAUAAAGGUUUAAGUGGUUGUGCUUUACGUGGUCGUGGUCCUGGUAGACCACCAAUAAAUGAUCCAGAAGGAUUUAUUGAUCAACAACAAGCCGUACAUUCAUGGGCUAAUCGUGUAUGGCUAUCACAAUUGGGUCAAUGGCGUGGAUUGACUGGAGAAAUAGCUUAUGCUAUAACUUUGGUGUAUCCGACUGCACGAGCAUUUUAUAAUGCUUGCAAAUCAGCUGAAAUGUGUACAAUUCGUAGUCAAGGCUGUGACCAAUCAUAUCCAGUGACAACAACAUUAUCGUCAAGUGAUAAAUGUUUGAAUCAGAAAUCCGUACAUCCAUUCGAAGCGGAAUUGGCUAACUUGGAAAUACGUCGUGGUGCUGGUGUAUUGUCAUCACGAAGACGUUUAGGUCCUGAACUUGCUAGACGUCUGAUUAAACUCUUCACAUCGAAUAAUCCAUAUGAAGUGAUCAAUUAGCUUAUCAGAACCAGAUAUUUUAUUGAUUUAUUUUUAUACUACUGUUAAUAGUAGUAAAAUGAUCUAUGAGGUGAAUUUUAUGGUAUUAGGGCACUUUAGGCAUUUUUCUACUUAGGUCAGAUUUUGUAUACAGUAAAUAUCUUGAGGAUAAAUUUCACUUGUUCUAAACCAUUUCUACAUGGGUCUGUGUUCGAC
This is a messenger RNA of Heterobilharzia americana, 1896 nucleotides long. The record is from the annotation of a GenBank genome assembly. Lineage: Eukaryota; Metazoa; Platyhelminthes; Trematoda; Strigeidida; Schistosomatidae.